CGUUCAGAUCUUCACGACUUGACUGUGUUGCUGAAAUGUCGUGCGUUUUGGUGAGUUCAUCCGGCGCUCAGGUCCUUUUGGAGGAUGGACGAGCCGUGGUGCUGGGUCGAGGUCCAGUCACCGGAGUGGUCGACAAGAAGUGCUCAAGACAUCAGGUGAAGGUGGUGGCUUGUUUUGCAGACCAGGAUGUGGUUGUCACUCAGCUGGGUCCCAAUCCCAGUUUCUUGGAGGGUGAGAAGCUUGGCCGAUGCCAAUCUGGUAAACUCAGUCACGGUGGCACCCUCUACCUAGUCAACCAGCAGUAUCCAUUCAAAGUGUGCUUCACCUCGAGCUCAGCGAGACCUGCUUCUGGUAUGGUCCAAAGAGGACUCAACAAUUCAAACAAAACAAAAGGUGGGAAGAAUGGGAACGAAAAAGGAUCACCAUGGAGUCCACCAAAGCGCACUAUAAAGGAUUUCUUUCCUACCUCUCCCGUAAAGUCCUUAAAAAGGCCGCUUAGCCCAGAGAGAGGACAUCUUGAUGCAAAGCGUCACAGAGGAGAUGAGGAAGCCUCUAGUGAUUGGAACAACGAGGAGGCGAGUGAAGAUGAGAAUGAGAAACGAGCAGAAGAAAAGCUCAGGCAACUCCAGGAGUUGGCAGAGACAGCCAUCGGUGAGAAACGGAACCGGAGCCCAGCUGCAACUGAAACACAGCCUGCAUCUUUUUCUUCCUCGGCCUGUCUAAAGAACUCUUGGCAGCAAAUUGCCAACCUCAUGCUUUAUACUGCAGCAGGCGUCAGAGGGAGUGAUAAGAUUGCUGGGUUUGACAUUGAUGGUUGCAUCAUCACCACAAAGUCAGGCAAAGUCUUUCCCACUGCACCCGAUGAUUGGAAGAUUCUCUACCCUGAAAUUCAACCUCGGCUCACCAGCUUGAUCAAGAAAGGAUACAAGGUGGUGUUUUUUACCAACCAGAUGGGGAUCGCUCGAGGAAAACUGAGACCAGAAGUCUUCAAAUCGAAAGUGGAGGACAUCCUCGCCACACUGCAGCUGCCCGUGCAGGUGUUUGUGGCAGCUGGUCCAGGAAUCUACAGGAAACCUGCAGUGGGAAUGUGGAAUCACUUGUGUGAGAAGGCCAAUGAUGGUAUUCCUGUAGACAACACGCAAAGUUUUUAUGUCGGAGAUGCUGCAGGCAGACCAGAGAACUGGGCUCCAGGCAAGAAGAAGAAGGACUUCUCCUGCAGUGACCGACUGUUUGCUCUGAAUCUCGGCCUGAAGUUCCACACUCCAGAGGAGUACUUCCUGGGUUGGAAGACCGCCUCUUAUAGUCUACCGCAAUUUGACCCCAGAAAACUGGACUCCAGCGCCAGACUGUACGACCCGCCGUCUGCGUCUCUCACGGCUAGCAAGACAGAAGUCAUAGUGGCCGUGGGUUUCCCCGCUUCAGGCAAGUCCACAUUCUUUCACACCCAUAUUAUCCCAAAAGGUUACGCAUACGUCAACAGGGACACACUGGGCUCAUGGCAAAGCUGUGUGGCAGCAUGUGAGCGUGCUCUGAAGGAGGGCCGCAGCGUCGCCGUAGACAACACCAACCCUGACCCAGAGUCUCGCAAACGUUAUGUGGAUGUGGCCAAGGCGGCGGGUGUGCCCUGUCGCUGUUUUCAAUUUUCAGCCACCCUGGAACAAGCCAAACACAACAAUAGAUUCCGCGAGAUGGCGCCCUCAGACAGCAAACAUGCCAAAGUCAAUGACAUGAUUUUCCAAAGCUAUAAGAAGCACUUUGUGGCACCUGCUCUCUCCGAGGGAUUCUCCGAGAUUCUCAGUAUCCACUUUGUCCCUGACUUUAAAGACAGCCAAUCAGAAGUCUUAUUUCGUCAGUUCACUGAAGGCUGAUGGCGCUCAUCACAUUUAUGAACAAUGAAAGAAUAUUGAUUCUAAAUGGUUAAUAUGUGAGUGGUGAUAUUGUCUCAGAAAGCAAAAC
Syngnathus acus (greater pipefish) is the source of this 1956-nucleotide messenger RNA. Its product is annotated as polynucleotide kinase 3'-phosphatase. The coding region runs from base 36 to 1868 and encodes 610 amino acids. The record is from RefSeq and is a predicted model, not a curated record. Gene Ontology annotation, cellular component: nucleus. Gene Ontology annotation, molecular function: ATP-dependent polydeoxyribonucleotide 5'-hydroxyl-kinase activity; double-stranded DNA binding; protein binding. The transcript has 17 exons. Gene Ontology annotation, biological process: DNA repair. NCBI's taxonomy places the organism in Eukaryota, Metazoa, Chordata, Actinopteri, Syngnathiformes, Syngnathidae.